GUCACUGGGUACACGUGUCACGUAUAUCGAAAGCUAGCGUCCUACGUCUCUGUGCGCUUGCCUUAUAUGAGAGAACCCAUUCUUUAUUCCCAUGAUGAUAAAUAGAUAACUCUCAAAUUGUUCCUCGUGGAUCACUUUAUUACACUAACAGCGAAGAGAGAUAGAUAGACUUCACUAAUCUUUCCGACACAUCGGAGACAGAGACCAACGAACGUUUUAAAGACGUGGGAAAAUCAUUGGGCGAAUAGAAUAAUGGCUCGUUGUGGAGGGAGAUCACUGAUCUCGUCCUUACUUCUUCUUCUGGUCGCGUUGUUAACCAUAUCACCGAGCCACGGCUUUGUUAAGACCGAGAAGAAGAUAAAGUCUGCAUCUUUCUUAUCGCCAAAGCUAGUGAUGAAUCCAGGAUCAGUCGCGAAUCCUUUCCUCUUCGACAUCGAUUUCCCCAGAGGUCAUAUCGGCAUCAAAGGCUUCGAUGCUGAAGUUGUUGACCAAGACGGUAACCCCGUCCCUCUACACCAGACUUAUCUUCACCACUGGCUUGUUCAACCUUACUACGUACGCAAAGGUUUUAACCUUUCUCAGCGAGACAUGCCUAGGAACCACGGUUUCUCCAGGCAUCUUGGUUCCAAACCUGAUUACAUUCUUGUUAGGAAUGGUGGUCUGUGCAGGAACACUGUCAGACAUUUCUUCGGGUUAGGAUCAGAAACCCGCAAAACCUCCACGCGUGUUCCUGAUCCUUACGCGAUUGAAAUCGAUAAUCCAGAGGAAACACCUGACGGGUAUGAGUUCAAAUGGCUUCUCAACAUUCACGCGAUUGACACGCGGGAUGUUGUGGAUAAAUCAGGAUGCACGGAGUGCAGGUGUGAUCUCUAUAAUGUAACGAUUGAUGAGUACGGCCGAGCUAUAAAACCGGAUUACAAAGGUGGUUUGUACUGCUGCUAUGAUAAGACUCAGUGUUUGUUGAGAAACGGGUUUGACAGUGUGGAUGAGAAAACAAGAACUCUGUAUCUUAAGUAUACCGUGAGAUGGGUUGAUUGGGACAGCUCGGUGGUGCCCGCUAAGGUUUAUAUUCUCGACGUUACGGAUUCCUGGGAACCAUCCGGUGAUAGCCAAGAACAUUUUUGCCAUGUGGAAUAUGAGGUGAAACCAUGCAAAACCAAUGGCGAUGGAUGUGUUGACGUUAAGAAGAAGAGCUUAAUGAUGCCGUUUAACGGGUAUAUUGUCUACGGUGCAGCUCACCAGCACGCAGGUGGUAUCGGUGCUGCUCUAUACCGAGAGGACGGUGAGGGGAUCUGCACUUCGAUGCCCAAGUAUGGAAAUGCAGACGAGCCUGGAAACGAAGCUGGUUACAUUGUUGGAAUGUCUUCUUGUUAUCCUGAUGAACCGGUGAAAGUGACUUCUGGAGAGACACUGACUUUGGAGUUCAAUUACAGUAGUGCUGUUGGUCAUACCGGAGUUAUGGGACUCUUUUACAUCCUAGUCACUCAGCAGCUGCCUGAACAAGAGAGCUCCUUGCCUGCACUUUUCCAGGCACAUACGAAAAGCGUGAGCUUUCUAAGCUUUCUUGCUGCGACGGUGGUGGUGGCGGUUGUGGUUCUAAUUGCUGCUGUGGUAUACCGGAGACAGAAGCGGGAAGAUGGCUACCAAUCACUUAGCACCUGAAGAGUAAAACUAUAUAUAUAUAUAGGCUAUUAUAUAAUCUGUUCUUUUUUUCCCUUUUAUACCACAUAAUUAAAAUAAAAGAAGAAAAGAAUAUGUUGUUGUCCACUGAUAUUUGGUAAUGGUACUCACGUGCAAGAAGUUUUUUGUAAUGGUCACACACUAUACGCAAUGGUGUAUAGACUUGUAUGUUAUAGCAACUCUUUCUAUAUUUAUCACCUUGUUCGUCA
This is a messenger RNA of Brassica rapa (field mustard), 1889 nucleotides long. RefSeq lists its product as uncharacterized. The record is from RefSeq and is a predicted model, not a curated record. NCBI's taxonomy places the organism in Eukaryota, Viridiplantae, Streptophyta, Magnoliopsida, Brassicales, Brassicaceae.